AUGGCACAGAGGCACUUUGAAGAGAAACAACAUGCUAAAUCUUACCGUUGCUACCGGGUCUCUCCUCCUCAGCAGCUCAUAGAUGAAGUGUUGAACUUCCUGCGAAAAAGAGAUCAGCUGGAUCUAGCCGUUGAUGUGGGAUGUGGAUCAGGACAGGGUACGGAGCUGUUGGCACCUUAUUUUCUCACAGUGGUUGGGAUAGAUAUCAGUCGAGCUCAACUUGAGAUUGCUGAUGGUGAAGAACAUGCUCCAAAUGUGUGUUACAGAGAGAGUCCUGCAGAGGAUCUUCCCUUUGAGGAUGAAUCAGCCGACUUGGUUACAUCUUUUUCAGCCGCUCACUGGUUUGACCAUCCACGUUUUCUCCGAGAGGCAGACAGAAUUUUGAGGCCAGGGGGCUGUCUAGCUCUCCUUAGCUACACUAUGGAUUUUGAGCUGGAAUAUGGAGACAAAACCCCUAAACUGAAUGAAAUCUGCCAUGAGCUCUAUACAGCCCUGCACCCUUAUCGGAAAGCUUACAUUGGAUCCAGUUCUUUGCAAGUCUACAAGAAUAUUUAUGACUCUGUUUCAUACAGAGAUAAAGAGUGGCAUGAAUGUUUAAGGAGUCCAAUACUUAUGCCACUGUCCAGGUUCAUUGGUUUGGUUGAAUCGUUCUCGACCUAUCAAGGUUUUCUGGAGAAGGAUCCUGAAGCCAAGAGCCUGUCUAAGAACAUAACAGAAAGAUUGUUGAAAGAAAUGGGGGCUUCGUCUACUGACACAGACGUGACGGUUGUGGUGAAAUACUUCUAUUUAUUUGCCUCUAAACCAGAGACAUCCUAGAAUUGUAUUCGAACAGAAAACAGUUUUGCCUUGGACGUUUUGAAAAUGUUUCUAUGUUAAGGGUUUGGUGUGUGACUUAAAUGCAGAUUGAAAUGUACUUUUUUGAUAAAUGUCAUGUCUUGUUUUUAUUUACAGUGUUAAGUAAAUAA
Triplophysa rosa is the source of this 965-nucleotide messenger RNA. RefSeq lists its product as uncharacterized. The coding region runs from base 1 to 816 and encodes 271 amino acids. The record is from RefSeq and is a predicted model, not a curated record. The transcript is spliced from 6 exons. Gene Ontology annotation, molecular function: S-adenosylmethionine-dependent methyltransferase activity. NCBI's taxonomy places the organism in Eukaryota, Metazoa, Chordata, Actinopteri, Cypriniformes, Nemacheilidae.